Messenger RNA from Cannabis sativa, 1430 nucleotides. Its product is annotated as 28 kDa ribonucleoprotein, chloroplastic. Bases 215 to 1093 code for a protein of 292 amino acids. NCBI's taxonomy places the organism in Eukaryota, Viridiplantae, Streptophyta, Magnoliopsida, Rosales, Cannabaceae. The transcript has 5 exons. The record is from RefSeq and is a predicted model, not a curated record. Gene Ontology annotation, molecular function: mRNA binding. Gene Ontology annotation, cellular component: cytosol.
AUUGUUGUUCUAAUAUCAAACAAUUUAUUGCUACGUAGUUUAGUUUGGUUCACAAAUCAAAAAACAACAAAAUGUGACCACACUCUAAAACGACGCCGUUGCAUUGCGUCCCCCCAAAAUCCAAACUUUUGCCCUUAUCCAAAACCUUUGAAGACUCAUCGAACUACUCUUCUUAUAGUUCGAAAACUCGAAGCUCUGAGCUUGGCAUCCAUCUAUGGCUUCCCUCCGCCUUCUUUGCUUCCCAGCUACGACAUGUUUUCCCAUAGAACGACAAUUUCAAUUAUCUUCACAGUGUCAUAUCUCUGCCACUUCCAACUCUCUCAAACUUCCAUUUACGACCAAAAGAGUCAAUACUAAUUUCGUUCUCCAUUGCUCUUCCACUGCCCAAGACCAAGCACUUCAAUCUUCUCCGGUGAGUGGUGCCACUACCAGCAGUGAAAGUGAAGAACUUGAGUCAGACACCGAGGAAGUUUAUAAAGACAGAUUAUAUGCCCAGAACGUUCCUUGGAAUUAUACCCCCGAAGAUAUUCGUGCUCUUUUUGACAAGUAUGGAACUGUGGUAGACGUUGAGCUUUCUAUGUAUAACAAGACCAGAAACAGGGGUUUGGCAUUUGUUACAAUGGGUUCACCUGAGGAGGCUCUUGCUGCUCUCAAUAAUCUUCAAUCGUGUGAAGUGGAUGGUCGUGUUAUAACACUUGACUAUGCCAGACCAAGAAAGAAGAAAGUUGUCACUCCUCCACAACCUAAGCCAGAAGUGACAUUCAAUUUGUUUGUUGCAAAUUUGUCAUUUGAAGCAAGAGCUAAAGAUCUCAAAGAGUUCUUUAACUAUGAGGGUCAUAGUGUAGUCUCUGCAGAAGUUAUAUUCCAUGAAAAUCCAAGAAGGUCCUUGGGAUACGGAUUUGUGUCCUUCAAAUCCAAGAAAGAAGCUGAUGCAGCUCUAACUUCUAUUCAAGGAAAGUUGUUUAUGGGAAGACCAAUUCGAGUGGCACGCAGUAAACAAUUUGUCAAACAACCAGCCAAAGAGGGUGCAGAAUCUGAAGAUACUUCACAGGAGUUGAACUCUGGUGUAGAAGAAGCAGAAGUAGCUAAUUAAGUGUAUAUGUGAGAUUUUUUUCAAUAGUGACAUCAGGGAUGUCUACACUGUUGGACUUUCAAUUGUUGGUGCAUUUCAAAACUAUGUUCCCUUUUCCCCCUACAAUGGCUGAUAUACUAGAAUGACAGAAGCACAACUUUGAUAUUCUUAUAGAACCUUACUCCAAUCUUCUUCUUCCUGGUUUAGGGAGGGGUUGAGGCUGUAAGAGGGGGUCCAUUUUGUAUGUGGUAAUAUUGGUUGUCUUGUGUCUAAACCAAGUUAGGAUAAGCUGUAAAUGCUCCACUCCUGAAGUUUUGGCUUAUAUAUAAUAUAGCUUCUUGGUGUUUGAUUUUUUCUU